AUGCCGCCUUCGCAGGAACAGCUAGCUGCGAUCUCCAUCACAGAACGUGUCUGUUCAACCGUCUCGCUGGUCGGCGCCUUUGUGAUCGUCACGACGUUCAUCCUAUGGUGCUGGGUCUCUCUACCCUGGGAUAUCCUCCGCAUCGGCGUCUUCUACGGCCCCGUCUGGUUCGUCAUCUCUCUCACCUUCGCCAUCUAUCUACGCGCCGGUUCAGUCAUAUAUGAAAAACGACGACAACUCCGCGCACUGGACAAUAUUGACUCUCUCGAUACGGAGACCGCCACCCAUGCCCCGCUCGUCAAUCUCGCCGGUAUCCAGGUGACCAGUGAAAUCGCCUGCUCUAGACCAGAACGCCGAUCUAUCGCCGCACCAGAGGUACAUGUCCCCGUGCCCGUGCCCGUGCCCGUACGUAGCUUCAGCUUGCCAACCUUCACUCCGUACUCCGUCUCUAUCGAGGGUGGCAUGAUGGAUCCAAUUAGCAUGCAUCAGAAUUCAGAAGAGCAACUCCCGCCUAUUCACGCUUCGAGGGCGAAGCUAGAUCCGAGGAUGUCGAUAACCUCUUCCUCUAAAUGCCGUUCUGAAGGCGUGGAGAGGCACUCACAGCGACGCGGGAGUAACGAGCCUAUCUCGGCUGCGUGGGCUUAUACCAAGUACGCGAUGCUAUUUUUCAUCGCGCUACUUGUGACGUGGGUUCCCUCCACGGUUAACAGAGUACCCACGCCACAACCCAAAAUCACUUCAGCUUCCCGAUCUCACGCGCACAAUACCAUGGCAGGUCCCAAUUCCCACCCACCGCCCACCGCCCCAACAACAGACAACCCCGCGCAAGCCUCACAAACCCCCGGUCUCCGCGCCUCACGUCUACACCAAGUCUUCGACCAAGCUCUCGCACGCACACUCCGCGCAAACUCCUACGCCAAUUUCUCGGGCUGUUUCCCCACGCCGGCUCGUCAUGUUCCGGCCAGUCUGGAAAGCGUGUGGAGACAAUUGAAUGCGAAGUUGGAGGAGAGCGCUAAGGCGGAGUUUGAGGAGAUUCUGGAAGAGAGAGAGGCAGUGGCGCAUUUGAAUGAGUUGGAUCGAUUAGUUGCGGAGGCGAAGGUGCGGAAGGAAAAGGGGAAGGGGAAUGGGGAAGAGAGGGGGUCUGGAAAUGCGCCUCAUACCCUUGGUGCGGAGCAGCUUUACAAGGCUCAUUUGACGCCGUAUCUACAGGAAGCGCAAGCAACGUUGAACGGCAAACUCGACGAGACGCAUGCGCAGAAUGCAGAGUUGGCGCAGACGGUGCAGGCGCAGAGGCGGGAGAUUGAGAAGCUGUUGGCGCAGCUUGAGUCUGUGGUUACGGAUAUCGAGGGCGCUGCUACGGCGGCUACGGAGUUUAGCAAGGAGCAUCAUAUUCGUCAGGAUGCGGUUCAAAUGGACCGGGAGGUUAAUGCCCGCCCGGACGUAUGA
This is a messenger RNA of Penicillium daleae, 1446 nucleotides long. Its product is annotated as PMF1/NNF1 family protein. The record is from RefSeq and is a predicted model, not a curated record. Gene Ontology annotation, cellular component: MIS12/MIND type complex. NCBI's taxonomy places the organism in Eukaryota, Fungi, Ascomycota, Eurotiomycetes, Eurotiales, Aspergillaceae. The coding region runs from base 1 to 1446 and encodes 481 amino acids. The transcript is spliced from 5 exons. Gene Ontology annotation, biological process: chromosome segregation.